Messenger RNA from Homarus americanus (American lobster), 1184 nucleotides. Its product is annotated as L-threonine dehydratase catabolic TdcB-like. The transcript is spliced from 9 exons. The record is from RefSeq and is a predicted model, not a curated record. Gene Ontology annotation, biological process: L-serine catabolic process; L-threonine catabolic process. The coding region runs from base 70 to 1053 and encodes 327 amino acids. Lineage: Eukaryota; Metazoa; Arthropoda; Malacostraca; Decapoda; Nephropidae. Gene Ontology annotation, molecular function: threonine deaminase activity; L-serine ammonia-lyase activity.
ACAAGCUUUAGCAAUUCGUCAAUAGAUGGCGCUGCCGCACCACUGCCAUUAGUAAACAAAACACAAGCAAUGACUCAACGAAACCUUACACUCGAGGGGGUGUCAGUGUUGGUGAAGGAAGCAACAUUAAGGAUUUGCUCGUAUGUCCACCAUACUCCACUCCUGGCCACACCCACACUUUCAGAAGAGACAUCUGCUUCCAUCUUUCUCAAACUUGAAAAUGAGCAAGUGACAGGGUCAUUCAAGGUGCGUGGAGCAUUCAAUAAAAUAGGUGUGCUAGCUGAUAAGGGCGUCACUAAAGUAUACACUGCCUCAACUGGAAACCACGGUCUUGCUUGUGCAUUGGCAUUCAAGACUCUGGGAGUUGGUGGUCAAGUGUUCGUGCCAGUCACUGCAGAUGAUGAGAAGAAGAAAAAGCUGAGAGCAGCCGGGGCAAAUCUCCUGGAAUAUGGCACAGACUGCGCUGAAACAGAGACCUAUGCUCGUAGGCUGGCAGAAGAAAAUGGUGUAAAAUAUCUGUCUCCUUACAAUGACUAUUAUGUCCUUGCUGGUCAGGGUACUAUUGGGGCUGAAAUUCUGCAAGAUCUACCAGACGUUGAUGCCAUCUUUGUGUCUGUAGGUGGAGGUGGACUUAUUGCUGGUAUAGCUUCAUAUGUGAAAACUGAACGGCCAUCAUGCAAGAUUGUAGGAUGUUCUCCAGCUAACUCAAAAGUGAUGCACGAGUCAGUGAAAGUGGGUAGAAUCAUCCAAGAUGAGAGCAAGGAAACCCUGUCUGAUGGCACUGCUGGUGGAAUAGAAGAAUUUACUGUGACUUUCCCCUUGUGCCGAGACUUGGUGGACCAGUGGGUCUUAGUAGAGGAACAUGAGAUAGCUGAAGCUGUCUUUUAUUGUCUAAAGAACCAUAAGAAGGUGGUGGAAGGUGCUGCAGGGGUGGCAUUGGCAGCUAUGAAAAAAGUUAGUGCUAACUUCAAGGGUCUCCGUGUAGCUGUUGUCAUCUGUGGUGCUAAUAUCAGCAUGACCAAUCUUAAGAAUAUCAUCACCACCUAUGCUUGAAGGAUGCUUUGGUGCUUGGUAAGUGCCUAGAAUAUCUUACAACAAAUUUUGUAAGGAUUAGGGAUAUGAACUGGCAGGGCACAAGGGGAAGAGAACACUUUUUUAUAAUAUACAGUACCUGGCAUGCACAG